Molecule: messenger RNA, 2475 nt
Organism: Folsomia candida
Lineage: Eukaryota; Metazoa; Arthropoda; Collembola; Entomobryomorpha; Isotomidae
Product: oxygen-dependent choline dehydrogenase
Exons: 10
Coding region: 1-2475 (824 amino acids)
Molecular function (GO): flavin adenine dinucleotide binding; oxidoreductase activity, acting on CH-OH group of donors
Source: RefSeq, a predicted model, not a curated record
AUGGACGAAUUAGUGGAAACUGUGAUAACCUGGGGUGGAGACGAAGUCAUAUUUGCUUUCAUCUACCUCAUCACUCCGCACCUCUUCCUCUUCACAGUGAAGGACGUGGCGGCCGACAAGAUUAGCGGGAGUGAUGGGCAGGACGAGUUCGACUUCAUCAUUGUCGGUGCCGGAUCGUCGGGGUGCGUUCUGGCCGAUAAAUUAUCAGAGGGAGGCAACUUUACCGUGUUGGUGUUGGAGGCGGGCGGUUACCCGAGUCCGGUCCAAUCCCUUCCGACGCUUGCCUACUCAAUGUUCAACCAGCCAGGGACGGACUGGAAGUAUGAUACGGAACCGCAAGUGGGGGCAGCAAAAGGGUCGAUCAGCAACAAAAUGGCAUGGCCUUCCGGGAAGGGUUUCGGAGGUUCGAGCAUGAUCAAUGGGAUGAUAUAUGUGCGAGGAAAUGUGCAAGGAUUUGACGAUUUGGCGGAAAAGACGGGCGACAAGAGAUGGAGUCUCGACAACUUGUUGAAGUAUUACAAAGAGUUGGAAAACUAUGAGGGAUGGUACAAUACUGGGGGGGAUGCAGACCAACAUGGGCACGAGGGUCUCCUCAGCAUCCAGAAAUCCUCUCUGGCACCCUUCGUGGAAAACUUGAUGCGAGCCGGGGAGGAGCUCGGAUAUCGGGAGCGGGAUCCAAAUCCAGGCGGCCCCAAUACAGAAGGUUUCGAACGUUUUGCCAAAAUGGAUUUAUACCUGACGGAAAAUGGGAGGAGGUCGGAUGCCUAUCAUAAUUUCUUGAAACCUGUCAUGCCUCGCGCAAAUUUAGCUGUGAGGAGAUUUUCACACGUGACCGAAAUCCUAUUUCGCCCCAACACCACGGUGGGUGUUCGGUAUUUGAAUAAUGGAAAGACGUUCGACGUGAAGGCGAGGAAGGAGGUCAUCCUAAGUACGGGGGCCAUCGGGACGCCGCAGAUACUAAUGCUGUCUGGAAUAGGGCCGAAACACCAUCUCGAUGAAUUGGGGAUCCCGACAAGACUCGACCUUCCCGUCGGGGAGUAUCUGCAAGACAAAUAUGGCGCCAUGAUAGGUCCUUUUCAAGUUGCUCGUCACAAGUCGCUCAUCGUCGGGCGGGAUUUGACCGCUGCCGGCCUUCUCGAGUGGCUAAAACGAGGAACCGGCCCUUUAAAGACGGCCUUAUCCCAGGCAACACAUGCCCACAUUUCGAAAUCGGCACGGCUCGAUAAUCGAAUCAGCGCGCCGGACGUGCACACCUACAUUUUGACAAUUCCGCUAAACAAAGAGCUGGAGAAGAGGGUGCAGGAGACAUUUAAUUGGAAGGAGGAAACGCUCCAGUUUUUCGCGGAGGGAGCAAAGUCCGACAGUUUUAUACAAAUGGUGUGCCUUGAGAGACCUCUGGGAAGGGGGGUUGUCCGCCUAAGGAAUCGCAGUCCACUCAGCAAUCCCAGCAUUAAUCCCAAGUACUUUCAGGAUGAGAGAGACUGCAGGGCGAUAGUGGAGGGACUACAAUUUGCAGUGGACGUGGUGGAAAAUACUACCGCGUUUGCCGACAUUGAUGGCCACCUGGCUCCUAUUCAGUUCCCGGCCUGUGUGGAUGUUCCCUUUAAGUCGACCGCAUACUACGAAUGUCUCGCUCGCCAUGUGACCGUGACAGCGUACAAGUACUCGGGAACUGCACCUAUUGGGAGGGACGACGGAACGGAUGUGGACGCCGUGGUGGAUACACGACUGCGAGUUCUCGGGGCAACCAGGUUAAGGGUGGUGGAUGGUUCUGUUCUUCAGCAUAAGUAUAUGUCGGUCACAAUAUGGUCACAACUUCCUCGCGUCCUGGAGAAACCUUCCAGGAAGAAUCAGAUCAAAUGUCGCCCACUCAACAAGCACUGUCAAACCAAUUGCCCCGAAAUUCAAUUCGUCUCCGUUCACGGGGUGGGAUCCUUGUUACAUAACGUGCUCCUCAGAUGGGCCCCCAACCUGAGAAAAAUCGUGCUCGUGAUGGACGAUAAGAUCAACAGUUUGCGUUCCCGGGUUGACCGAGCGGCCGAAAUAGAAGGGCACGGUAGGACCCCGAUUAAACCAAUGUUGGAAACGAUUCAUUAUAUUCGCGCCGACGUGGAACGAUUCCUCACCCCACGGUGUACCGCGAAAAUGCAAGACUUUGUUCAAGAGAUUACCACAGCGGCGGUAAAUUUGAAAGAUUUUAUAAUUCGGGACGCAUUUUGCCCCAUGCUGAGCGGUAAGGUUGUUCUGAAGAAAUUAAAAUGUAACUGGUAUCAACCCGGCGAGAAAUUACCAAUAUCCGGUUUGGGCUAUCUUACCAAACUUCUGGAAGCGGCGGCCGACUCGCUUGAAGAGCUUGAACUUAGCGGUACGUUCGAAGUUGAGACGUCCUUAGACGCGUUAAAGGUCGGUUUCGCCCUACCGCGAAUGAGGAAGCUGAAAAGUUUCAAAAAUUGGCGGGUCGAUGUCUUCGAGUGA